This is a messenger RNA of Hippoglossus stenolepis (Pacific halibut), 1842 nucleotides long. Its product is annotated as ras-related protein Rab-5C. The transcript has 6 exons. Gene Ontology annotation, molecular function: GTPase activity; GTP binding. NCBI's taxonomy places the organism in Eukaryota, Metazoa, Chordata, Actinopteri, Pleuronectiformes, Pleuronectidae. Bases 328 to 1005 code for a protein of 225 amino acids. The record is from RefSeq and is a predicted model, not a curated record.
AUGACAGACGAAACCAGGAAGGGUUUUCGUUACACAAGGCGGAAGCACAUUAUUUUUUACUCAGCCCGUAAGCGUUUAGGCAGAAAAAGGACAAAAGACAGUCACAGAGGAACAACACUGACACCAGUCCCGGAGUGGAGGUUGUUUUUCGUUGCUGGUAAACUGGGUUGCUCCAUCUCGGUCCAGUUCUUCCCACCAGAAGACUGAUCCUUGACUUCGCUCACCAUCAGUGCCUGUGUGUUCAGGGUUCGUCCCUGUCGAGAGAGUCGAUAGUCUCCGCCCCAUAUCACAGGCCGUCUCCAUCCUUCACAGCCUCCGUCUCUGUCAAUGGCUGGGCGUGGUGGAGGAGCAUCCAGGCCUAAUGGCGCCACAGCAGCAAACAAAAUCUGCCAGUUCAAACUGGUGCUGCUGGGGGAGUCGGCGGUGGGCAAGUCCAGCUUAGUGCUGCGUUUCGUCAAAGGCCAGUUCCAUGAAUUCCAGGAGAGUACCAUUGGAGCUGCCUUCCUCACCCAGACGGUCUGUCUGGACGACACCACAGUGAAGUUUGAGAUCUGGGACACGGCGGGUCAAGAGCGCUAUCACAGCCUGGCUCCAAUGUACUACAGAGGAGCACAGGCAGCCAUCGUGGUCUACGACAUUACCAACACAGAUACUUUCGUACGAGCGAAAAACUGGGUGAAGGAGCUGCAGAGACAAGCCAGUCCCAACAUCGUGAUCGCUCUGGCAGGCAACAAGGCGGACAUCGCAAAUAAGAGAGCUGUGGAGCUGCAGGAGGCACAAGUGUACGCUGAUGACAACAGUCUACUCUUCAUGGAGACCUCGGCCAAGACUGCCAUGAACGUCAAUGAAAUUUUUAUGGCCAUUGCUAAGAAGCUACCAAAGAAUGAAGCUCAGGGUGGAGCUGGACAAGGUGGACGAACCCGGACGGGAGUGGAUCUACAGGAAGCUGCCCCUCAGAGCCGCAGCAGCCAGUGCUGUGGUGGUGGCGGCGGCGGCGGCAAUUAGCAAGUACAAACAAAACAAUGAACUUAGUGAGCGAGCCCUGAACAUUGUUUAAAGGACAACAUGUAGCUAAACCCAGAGAGGCAGGAGAGAGCAGAGCCACUCGCCACUCCCGCACUUAAACUGAGAUUACAGAUGAGAUUAUCUGGUUCCCUUUUUAAUAAAGGAACAUUUUUUAAAAAGAAUCAUAAGCUAGAGGGAUUUCCCAAGAUCCCUCACUACUUCUCUUCUGUCUUUCCCCUGUUUAUCUAUCUACCUCCCUGUUCCCCUUCAGCCUCUGUCUCAGAUGAUUGAGUCCUGUCUUAAAUCAAAUCUCUUUUGAGGGGUGAUAUUGAGGGUUUUUUGCCAUUUUCCUUAAUUAAGUGUGUUUUUUAUGUUAUGUUUGUGUAUAUAGUAUAUACAUAUAUGCACAUAUAUAUAAAUUGGCAGUUGUUAACCUCUCUACUUCUAUCAUUUCUUUAAUCAUCAUUGUGAAAAAUACGGAUACCCAAUUAUUGUUAAUGCUGAAAUUGCAAAAGGCAGAGCGAUCAACCUUGUUGUCUUAUUGCAAUUUAGACCAGAGCAUUUUGUUGUUCUUUUUAGGGACCUGGACGUGACACAGUUGUAAAGAAGGACGUUGCUUAUUGAAGCGGGUCUCCAUUUAGCAGGCAACACAUCUGAAGAUGUUUCUGAAGUGUGCAACUAAUGCAGUUGUUUGCAUUCAUCGUGUAUUGAUAUCUGUAACACCAGAAAGUCGUUGGCCUUUUUUAAAAUAAAUAAUGAGAUGUGAGAAUAACUUGUAAAUCUAAAUAGUAAUAAAUAUCUUGCAAGAUUCAUUUUGUUUUGCUUGUUCUGAGUGUG